Didymosphaeria variabile is the source of this 1194-nucleotide messenger RNA. RefSeq lists its product as uncharacterized. NCBI's taxonomy places the organism in Eukaryota, Fungi, Ascomycota, Dothideomycetes, Pleosporales, Didymosphaeriaceae. Bases 1 to 1194 code for a protein of 397 amino acids. Gene Ontology annotation, molecular function: polygalacturonase activity. The record is from RefSeq and is a predicted model, not a curated record. Gene Ontology annotation, biological process: carbohydrate metabolic process. The transcript has 3 exons.
AUGAAGAUGGCUCGAUCGUUGCUAUCAUUGCUGGCCAUUCUGGGUCUUGCUGGCGCGCAAAGGAUUUCCCACAGUAGCCGUGACGGACGGCCCACAUGUACCGUAUAUCCUGGAAAGUCCAACGCAACAGACGAUGUGCCUACCAUCUUGAAAGCGUUUAAGGACUGCAAUAACGGCGGAAACGUCGUCUUUCCCGCUGGCAACACAUACCACAUCAAUUCUCGGCUCAACCCUGUGCUCAAUGAUGUAACAGUCGACUGGCACGGCGAAUGGGAGUUUAGUCACGAUCUCGACUACUGGAGAAACAACUCCUACCACAUUGCAUUUCAGAACCACGCAGCAGGUUUCGUCAUAACUGGGGAUCGCAUCCGAAUCGACGGUUACGGCAGCGGAGGUAUCAACGGCAACGGCCAAAUCUGGUAUUACGACGAGCGAGGCGACCCUCCCGUAACCCCAGGAGCUACCCGCCCAGGACGCCCCAUGCCCUUCAUGUUCUGGAACGUAUCCGACGUGACGGUUAAGAACUUCUACGUGAUCCAGCCGCAGCUCUGGAGUAUCAACAUCCAGAACGGCACCGACAUGGUUUUCGACAACAUCUACACCAAUGCGACUAGCCCUGAGGCGCCGACCGGGUGGAAUUGGGUCCAGAAUACGGACGGCUUCAACACAAUGGACUCCAAAAACAUUGUGCUCACGAAUUUCGUCUAUCAAGGUGGUGAUGACUGUAUUGCUAUUAAGCCACGGUCUUACAACAUCUACAUUCGUAAUGUAACAUGUCAUUCCGGUAACGGCAUCGCUAUCGGUUCGCUCGGACAAUACCUUGAGGACUCUUCCGUCGAGAACGUACAUAUCGAUCAGGCAACGCUGAUCAAGGGCGGCGCCCAGAAUUCGAUCGGAAACGCUGUAUACAUCAAAACCUGGGUGGGUGAGCUCGUCCAGGGCGGUGACAGAGAUUACGAAAGUGACUAUCAGCCGAGGGGCGCAGGGUGGGGCGGUGUGAGGAAUAUGCUGUUCAGCAACUUCGUGGUGCGAGGCGCAAAGAGUGGAGGUGUAAUCACGCAGAACAGCGGAGACAAUGGGUCUUUUGCGGGAACGUCUAACAUGCUUGUCAACAACGUCGCUUUCGUCAACUUCACUGGCUACCUGGACGGCAGGACUGUAAGUGGACGGCUGAAGGUGGCGUUCGUGGCGUAA